Molecule: messenger RNA, 7490 nt
Organism: Dromaius novaehollandiae (emu)
Lineage: Eukaryota; Metazoa; Chordata; Aves; Casuariiformes; Dromaiidae
Gene: PGS1
Product: phosphatidylglycerophosphate synthase 1
Exons: 10
Coding region: 16-1728 (570 amino acids)
Biological process (GO): cardiolipin biosynthetic process
Cellular component (GO): mitochondrion
Molecular function (GO): CDP-diacylglycerol-glycerol-3-phosphate 3-phosphatidyltransferase activity
Source: RefSeq, a predicted model, not a curated record
GCCGGGCGCGUCGCCAUGGCAGCGGCCGGAAGCGGAAGGCGCGUGGGGCUGAUGGCGGCGGCAGCGGGGGGCGCGGCGCUGUGGCGGCGGCUGGCGGCGCUGGUGCCGCCGGGGCGGCCGGGCCUGGCCGCGCUGCUCGGCCGCCUCUCGGACCGCCUGUCCUGCCGCCGCGACCGCCGCUCGCGCAGAUCACCAUGGCUGCUUCUAGCCCCAUUGCUCACCCCUCCUGUUCCUGUGAUCACAGCCCCCCCUUGUUCCCUUUAUCCAGAAGGAGCACACAGGUUCCAGUGGAUCAGAAAUCUGGUUCCAGAAUUCGGGAUCUCCAGCUCUCACGUGAAGGUCCUUUUGUCCCCAGCUGAAUUCUACAAACUCUUGAAGGUGCAGAUAAAAACAGCCAAACAGCGAGUAGUGAUGGCCUCACUAUACCUGGGAACAGGGUUCCUCGAACAGGAGCUGGUGGAUUGCUUAGAGGAAGCACUGAAGAAAUCACUGCAAGCAAAAGGAUCUUCUGUCCUCAGAGUUUCCAUUCUUCUUGACUUCACCAGAGGAUCUCGGGGCAGGAAGAAUUCUCGAACAAUGCUAAUUCCACUGCUGCAGCGAUUUCCCAACCAAGUCCGUGUAUCCCUCUUCCACACUCCAAACCUGCGUGGACUACUCAGGCUUCUGAUUCCAGAGCGUUUUAAUGAGACCAUUGGGCUGCAGCACAUCAAGGUCUAUCUGUUUGAUGAUAAUGUGAUCCUGAGUGGUGCAAACCUGAGUGACUUGUACUUCACCAAUCGUCAGGACCGCUAUGUUCUCCUGCGGGACUCUCCUGAGAUUGCAGACUUCUUUGCGGAACUAGUGGAUGCGAUCGGAGAUGUGUCUCUGCAAUUACAGCAAGACGAUACAGUCCAGAUGAUGGAGGGGAUGGUGCAUCCAUACCAAGGAGACAAGAUGGCUUACUGUGAGAGAGCAAAUCAGAGAGUCAUGGAAGUGAUCAACUCUGCUAGGACACGUCAAGAACUCCUUCAUUCAAAGACUUUCCACAGCAGCCAGGAAGGCAGCCCCUUGUUAUCCCAGCAAGACUCUCAAGCAUCCAGGGAUCUAAAACCAGAACCUGACACCUGGAUUUAUCCCUUAAUCCAAAUGAAACCCUUUGGGAUUCAAACAGAUGAGAUGAUCACAGAGACACUGCUGACGGAGGCUGAACGGGGUGCCAGGAUAUAUCUUACCACUGGCUACUUCAACCUGACACAAGCUUACAUGGACCUCAUUCUAGGCACUAGGGCUGAGUAUCGGAUUCUUCUGGCCUCACCAGAGGUGAAUGGUUUUUUUGGUGCCAAAGGGAUGGCAGGUUCCAUUCCUGCUGCCUAUGUUUACAUUGAACAUCAAUUUUACAGUGAGGUCUGCUGCCUUCGCCAGCAGGAGCGGGUUCAGCUGCAGGAGUACUCCAGGACUGGGUGGACUUUCCAUGCUAAAGGCCUCUGGCUGUACCUGGCAGGAAGCAAUCUUCCCUGCCUAACUCUGAUCGGCUCUCCUAAUUUCGGAUAUCGAUCCGUUCAUCGUGACCUGGAAGCUCAGGUUGCAAUAGUGACAGAAAAUAAAGCUUUGCAGCAGCAACUCCAUCAGGAGCAGGAGCAGCUUUACCUCUGCUCAGGUGUAGUCUCAUCAUCAACAUUUGAGCAGCCAAAUCGUUACGUGAAACUGUGGGUGAAGCUGGUAACACCUCUGAUUAAGAAUUUCUUUUGAAAGAAGAAACGCUGCUGAUUUGGGUUAAAGGUCCAGACAUAGGUGGGACCUCGCAUCCUUGUCUUAUAGACAGGACAUUCAUAGAUGUUCUUGCUGUCCAUGCGGUCAACAGGGAUGGCUCUGAUGAAGAUGACUGGCAUCAUAGGCGUCAACUCCUUCAACCGAGCAUCUGCGAUAACACCAGAAGGGACGUCCCAUCGAGCGCCUGCAAUGUUAUGAAAUUGUCAGGGUACCAGUUACCCAACUGCUCUUUUACUCGGAGGGGGCUGUUUUCAGUAGCUGCUAAAGGGUGGGGAGGAGUUUUUCUGUAGCAGUUGAGGGAUGAAAUGUAUAAGCUGGGUAGCCAUGGCGACCCUUUAGGGUACUCUUUAGGGCUAACGUGUUAUCAUCUCACUGUGACUCAUGAAUGCAUUUUGCCUUACUAAGUGUGGGAUGUCUAAAUAAAUGCUGCUCCUGCUCCUCCCUCCAGCCCAGAUAUUCAUGGAAGUUGCAUAGCCGAAAGUAGAACUCGGCCACAGUGGGAAGUGCGGUAAGCUAUCCUAUGUGGUCUCUGCUCUUACUUACUUUAAUUGGACCCUCCUGGUGCUCUAUCUCAUUCCCCCUCAUUUUUUAGCAGCAAUUAUUUUGGGUUUUAAGUUUCCUGAUUUAUCUUAUCCACACAUCAAAUAAAAGUGUUGUUCCAUGUAGUUUCAGAGUUCAUGUAGCUUCAAACAACCCAGUCCUCAGGUUCGUAUUUUGCAGUCUGAAUUUUGAAAAAACACUUUCUGGUUUGUGAAACUCUGCUUGUAAACUGGAUGGGUGCUGCCCUCAGGUGGCGUGUCUGAUGCUGGUACGGAAUAAAGGCAGCUCCCACCUGACGGGGGAUCUGAAUGGUGCCCAUAGUGGAAUCUGGGCAGCAAGUAAGUAGUCUUUGUGCUACACAGUGCAUGGUAGCAGUUUAAAUGAAGGCACACCCAAACAUCUGCACAGAAGAAAUAGACUCUGAGCUGCAGGGGAAAGCCUGCCCUGUUGAAAUAUGCAGUAUGUUGUCAGAUUCAGACUUCCCAGUUCAUUUAAAUUGUAGCUGAUGUAGAGUUUAGCGAAGAAGAAACUAGGGGAAAGGGAGAUACCAAAGCAGACAUGUUUUUGCAUGAAAACAAGCCGAUUCAGAAACAAGAGAAAAGCUUAAAUCAGUGCUUUGCUAAGGAUAAGAAUUAAUAAAUUAGGAGUCUCAUAGUUUGAAAACUGGUCUCACUGCUUGGAGCUUUUGCAAAUUCUGUACAAAUCCCAGUUUAAAAAGUUGGUGGGUAUUAAUGCUUGCUCCAUUUGCAAGAAUUUUUAAGGCUGAACUGGACUUUGUCUGUGCCUGAAACAUCUCAUGAAAGAUUCAACCUUUUACCUUCCAUGAAUAAUCCAUGUACAUAUGAGCCUUCUCUGGGUGGAGCUGUCAUAUCCUCACGGUUUUUCUUGGUCACUUCCACAGAAAGACACAUCUUGUCCAGUGGCCAUUCAUUUUUUCUAGCCAUAGACUGCAUGAUAGCAGUGAGAAAAGACUGAGGAUUAAAGAAUCCUGCUAGCCACACCGUUGCAGGCAGCACAAAGUCCGUUGUCCAGACUUCUAGUUCCUGCAAAAUAAAAUGGCAAAGCGCUUUGGAGCAAAGCAUGGUCUUUGGGCAAUGGAACGUGGCUUUGAAAUAUGAAGUAACAAAGAGCUAUUGUUUCACUGUGCCUAAUAUACAGGCUUUGGAAAAGCUUCCAGAUGGGCAGACUAGGGUAGGUGUAGUUUGUGAUGAGUAUCAGGCUCCACUACAACAAUGGAACUUCAACUGUUAAUUUGGAUUGCUGUAAAUACUGCUAUUUAUUUUUUAACAAAGCCGUGCUUUAAAUACAUGGCUUUAUUAUGUCUUUUCUUCUGAGACAUUUAAAGUUAUGAUUAGGUUAUCUAAUGUUCUUUUGAAAUGGUGAUUUACUCUAAUGGUGAACCCUUCUUUUCAGACUUCUGCUUUCAUUCUUGGGAUAACAGGCCAUUUCAGGUACUUCAACCUGCUUAAGUUAACGUUGAAAAAUAAAACAGUUAACCCCUCUGUACACUGAUGGGGUGAUUCCUGGUCAUCUGUGGCAUCUCCUUGCUCCCUAAGCUUUAACUUAAAAAAUCUGCUCACCCUAAUCCGGAGCAGCAAGUCUGCAUACCAGGCUCCUAAGCCAAGAAGAGAUGGAUAGGCAAAGUGUGUCCAGGAUUCGGGUACGUUGUCGUAGAAGAGAGCAUUCGCCAGCUCUUCCAUAUCUGAUGUAAUAGUUAGCUCUCCCUUUAAAAGAGAAAAGGCUGGGUGGUUUUAUCUGAAGAAGGCAGGAGUGAUGGAAGGACUCAGUCUCGCCUCCACUCUAAAGCACAGGACUUAUGUUAUCUGACUGUACCUAGCAUGGUGGAAGUUGUGAGAGAGAGAGAGCAAUGGUAACCAAGCAGUUUGUACAGCACGGGUUUGAAACUAAAGCAAAAGUCAUUGGCAAAUCAUGAGAAAUUACUUGGUAGGGAGAGGAGCUUUCUAACCAGCUACCUAACAUGUACCUUUAGUCCCAAAUGUAAUUCUUUCAAAGAGCGCCUGAUUUCAUGGGUUAAGAUGUUCAUUCUUUCACAUUCCUGGAAGGCAACCACGACAUAUGGUGUCUUAUCCACUGCCUUUGCCAUGAUCUCUGCUAUAUUGAAUGGCUCUGGUAGCUUCUCGAUGAUCUCGUCUAGGACUGACUUCACCUGGAAAAAACACCCCAUAAAACUGCUCUUAGAUAAGGAACAAUACUGUGAGUUAACAGUUAAGUUGGUAAGAUUUUUUUUUUCCCUGCCUUCUUUCUUUCCUGUGUUUCCUCCUUUGCUACUAAUACUCUGUUCUUUUACUAAGUGCUCUUGGAUCUUAAAAAGCUGUAGCUCUGUUGAUAGCCAGGAGGAUAGGGACUGAGGCCAAAGAGGAUGUGGAAUUCAAGUGUAAAAUGCAAGGAGUCAGGAGGAAGAUUUUUUUUUUUUUUAAACCAUCUGUAUUUUUAGUAGUUGUCAUCAUGAAUGGAAAUUACUAAGCCUGUGCCAUCUGGCUGAAGAUGCAGCAUGUGAGCCACAUUUUGCUACUGGCACAUCUCUACCCCCUCCGAGAGUAAUCAUUUUGAACACUGCUGCUUUUGUGACUGUACUGUGUGUCCAGAUCAAGUAAACACAGUGAAAGAGGUUGGGCAGCAUUUCAGUCCCACUUUCUCUGUACGCUUAUAGGUUUCUCUGAGAUGCUGGAAGAGAGCAGCUGAUGGUCUUAUGAUCUGCAUGAGUAGCUGCCUGCCUGGUACCUAGGUUGAUGCGAGACCAAGGAAGAGGGGAGACAUUACAGACAGGGCAGGGAAAGGGAAAGAAAUAAGCAGGCAAACGUCUGCAUUACUUUCUCUACCCUCGUUAUAGCCCUCUGGGAUAAGGUAGUACUUCUGCCUUUUCGGCCUCUGUAGAACAGUGAAAUGUUUGCUAGUGUUUGAUUAUAUUAAUGAAAACAGAUUGGGAAAGUUACUAAAAUGGAAAACAGAGCCUGGUGACAGAGACAUCAAGUGCAAAUAUACUUAAAUAAAAAUUCCUUGACAGGAGUGUCCAGCUGAGCACCUGCCUGUUGGCAGCUGAGACUGCAGACAUGAUGCAGUGUUUCUCACAAGCUGUGAGCUAACAAAUCCCCCCUUUCUCUAGGCUGACAACUUGUAUCAUGUACCAUGCUAGAAUUACAACUCUCUACUUUUCUGCGCUGAGAAGAAAUCAAGUCAGGUCACAGAAAUAAAUCAAUUCUCUGUCAUAUUCUCUUGUGCAUUAGGUGUGGACCUGUGUCUUAUCCUCCCCAGCUAGCCAUCUCGAGGCUGCUGAAGUUUCAUAGUUCACUGUGAAGAAGUAGAAACAUUGCUUGCCUUUUCCUCUCGGGAGACGCCCGAGGCUCCUCCAGUAUCUGAUUCUUUGGGCUGCAUUUCUAAAACUGUCCGAAAAAGCUUGUCUGAAGUGAUGGUCAGGAAGCCAAUUUCUGCAUUGGGGUGAAGGCCAUACAGGUACGGGCUCUCUGGUGGCAAGUUCUCAUCAAUGUAUUCAUGGUAACCCUAAGCACAGGACAGAUAUUGACAGUAAUUUAGCAGAUACUUACACAGGGUAGCUAGUUUUGCUUCUGCCUUGAAAAUACUUCAUAGCUUUUCUAGUGGUGGUGUUUCAUAGCUAGCUGAUCUUGUUUAUUAAAGGUAUUUUUACUCAUGUCUUACCUCAGUUUUUUUUUCCUUACCAUCCCAGCCACAGGAAUUAUUUUCCAGUGAUUCUGCAUGUUGCCACUGGACUGAAAAGGUACCACCUUUUUCCUGCACUCCCUCUCGGUUUGCAUGAGGGAACUCUGACUAACAUAUACUAAUCCAGAGUAGUGGUUUUUCCACAGCGAACUGUAAUGUUAAUUACCACAUCCUCAGAUGAGCGAGACCUUUCUUACCUUGUAAUCCAAGUUGGGAGGGAUCAAAAACCCUGGAGCUAAGUACGUUUCACCUUCCAGCAUCUCUACGCGGAUGUAUUCGGUCAGGUAAGUCCGACAUAACCGGCGAUCCCAGUCGUCUGUGAUAUGUCCACCAUACAUGAUUUCACCAAAGAGGUACCGGAGAUCGUCCCAUGGAACCUAGCAGGAGACAGACGCUCGCUAUAAGGUCUCUGUAGACUGUGUGGCUCCCAAAAAUGUGGCCCCGUGCAGCAAGUACCAGGCAGUUUCACGUGUUGCUGUAGAACUGUGGGGCCAGAAAACAAUUUCUCCCAGGUUUUCCUGCCCAGUAGCCAUCUGAUUCAGGACCUGCUGAAGCAUGGUGACAGAAGCAAGUGGUGUGUGUGGGUGUGUGCGUGCGUGCGUGCGUACGUAUAUAUAGGGGGACGGGGAAAAGACAGAGGUCUUGUCUGUUACAGUUUCUCUUAUGUUUGCCCGCAGAUUUCACUUUGUCCCUCUAUAAGCACAGCCAUUCGUACUUCUGAUCCCUUUUCAUCCCAUUUUUAUUCAGGUCGCUGUUGAGCGUGUACGUAAGACCAUGGGUAAGCAGCACCCUCCCCUGCGAGUAGAGCAGCCAGUCAUAGUCAUUGCACCUUCAUUCUUGGUGCGGCUUUGCCUUUCAGGUGGACAGUCAUGUUUAAAAUGGAAAAGCACUGAGGAAUGAGUCAGGCCUGAGCCAGAGCAGACAGUCCUGAGCCUCAUGCUUUCCAUGCAGCUCACAUAGUGCUAAGGACUGUGUGCAUCUCUUCACAUGCUAAAGUUUGCAGUCAGCUCCCUGGGGAGAUGGAGAGGAAGAAUUUUGCUGGCAAAGCAAUGUUUCCUUAAAAGGAGGAGUAUGUGCGGUAAACUGAUCAAUUUUAAAAAAUGUUGAUUGUCAUAAUGGGGGUCAUGCUGAUGAAUGGUUGUUUUGUAAGUAUCCUUACCUUUGGGUUAGCCUCCAGGUAAUUAUACAGUACGUUAAUUGAUAUGGUCAGGUCACCAUUAUUGAAGGGGUAAGAUCUGUUCCAUCCUUGUGCUCCAAAUUUGCGCCGUUCAGCCACCACUGCGUGGAAGUAACAGAGUGCAAACAAGAUGCAUUUGAACUCGAUUUCUCUGCUGCACAUCUCCAAAGUGUCCUGUAGUGGAAUAAAAACGAGAGUGGGUUUGCAUGCAGGAGCGAAUGUCACAUUGUCCAUCUGUCUAUUAAAGAAAACUAACGGUAAUGGGAAGGUAACAUGUAAUGCCAAAGCAGAACUGAACAUCAUUUAUUAAAAAAUGCAUAAAAUUCUA